GGCUGCACGCUUGCUGUGCUUAUUCUCUCCCACCUUAGCACCAAGCAAGGUGCAAGGCUUCAGCACUUGCACUUAGUGAACAGUCUUUAGUUCAGAUCUGGUGGCAGAAGAACCAUCUGGUCAUGGCCAUGGAAGAGUACUUCUCUGCUGUCCGAAAAAUGGAACAAUUGGUCUUGUUCCCCAGUCUCCUGAGAGGUGUUUUUGUGGAACAGGAUGACACAGCCACUGCUGAUUUUGGUGAAAAAGACUUGUAUGAGCACUACCUCCGGCUGAAAUCAAUCAAACUCGCUGUGGAGGGUGGCCAAGUACCCAGAGAGAAAUGCAAACUCCCUGUCACCAACAAAGAGGAAAAAAAAGAGAACAGAGGGGAUGCCAAUCUCGAAGAGCUGUUUUACCACCAUUUUACAGGCUUGUACCAUGUUCUGAUGACCCUGACCAGGAAAGCCAAUGCACUGACCAGAAAGUACAAUGAUAUUAUUGGAGAGAUCAACCAGAAUGAUACCGUGCUUACCUGGUGAAAUGCCCGCCGUUACCUUCAAAGGGGCAGCCCGCCACCCAGAGACUGUGUACCGCCAGCGCCUUACUGCAACUACUGCCGCUGAAGUUAUUUGAUGGACCACUCAGAUCCUGACCUUCUGCUAACCGUACGCUGUGCUGCAAUAGCCAAAAUAAAUGGGGUUCUUCCACGCUGUGAUGUCUGCUGAGACAAAUGGUUUGUUCUGACUCGGUUGGAUGACACUUUCCCUAGCUGCAGCCAUACUUUGAAAAACUUUCACUUGUGGAUUCGUUAGUCCACCGACACAAACGUCAUCUCCUUUUGAGUUUCAUUUGGUUUCUUACAAGUACAUGCAAGCAAGUAAAGCAAAGUCUUGAACAACAUCAAAGCAACCUUCUGCUCUCUAGAGCAGUGAGUCUCAAUCAGGGUGGCAUGGGAUCCUUUUAAGGGUACUCUGUGUUAUUAGCACAAUUCGGUGUGCAAAUACCUACCUGUAACUCACAAGAUAAACCCAAA
Molecule: messenger RNA, 1012 nt
Organism: Alligator sinensis (Chinese alligator)
Lineage: Eukaryota; Metazoa; Chordata; Crocodylia; Alligatoridae
Gene: THRSP
Product: thyroid hormone responsive
Exons: 2
Coding region: 123-518 (131 amino acids)
Biological process (GO): regulation of lipid biosynthetic process
Cellular component (GO): cytosol
Source: RefSeq, a predicted model, not a curated record